AACAGUUCAAAGACUUUCAAUGUGUUUCAAUAUGACUGUAUUGAAGAGUGUAAAUAUUAGAUUUAUGCGAGUUAAAAUCACAACUUUUCUUUCUAAGGUUGCCAUAACUUCGUAAAUAGUCCAAAUCAGUACCUCGUCAACUUUAGUAACAACCGUCGCUUGCUCAGUUAGAGGUGAUACGUUGUAAAGUUUGAAGUGACAGGUGACACGUGAACAUUUGGAUGCAGAGUUCGUGGCCAAACGUCGUCAUGAAGAUCAUUCUGAUAAUGGUCUGCCUCUCGCUGCUCGAGCUACUGGCGAGCGUCAGAGGAGACAUUUCAGUCCAAGACUACAGCAAGUAUCCGGGGAAUUCCGCUAUCACCGGGACCAGCUUAGGGCAGACGUCCGCACGCUCGGCAGUCCGCUGCAGCACGUUGUGCUCGCGUCACGAAGAGGAGAAGGGGGAACGUUGUCAUGCGGCUCGCUACCAUGGUGAAACACGUGCCUGUGAAUUGAUGUCACGUAGUGGAGAGGGGGCGGAGGAAUGGCUCGUGGACGGACAAUGGAACAUUUAUGUUAUCCAGGGCGUUGCUGCGUGUGGUGAGGGCUGGCACGAUUACGAAACUUCCUGUUACUAUGUCUCUAAUCAAGCAGAAGUGGACUGGUACACGGCUCGGGAUAGUUGUACUCAGAUGGGUGCGACACUUGCCGUUAUUACUGACCAUGGCGAGAAUGGCUUCCUGAAAGGUUUGCUGGAGUCCGUGUACGGAUCACACUAUUAUUGGCUUGGGGCUAAUGACGUGCUCCAAGAAGGCGUGUUUAAAUGGGAGACGGGGGAAGAUUGGGGCUUCACUGCUUGGGCAGUGACUCCUUGGGUACAACCCCUCGGGUAUGCUGGGUACAACUGCCUGGGUAUCUGGGUGAUCGGCUACGAUGGGUGGGUUGACUAUCUUUGUGAGUAUGGGGCCUGGUACGUCUGUGAGAAAGAUGCAUAGGACGUCAUAUACGUCCAACACAGGAAGAACAACUAUCAUGUUCGUGAAACAGAACUGGUGAACCAUUUAUUUACGUUUGGUGUUUGUUUUUAUGUCAUCGAUUUAUGUUGUUUUGAAGCAGUUACCAGCUAUAAAACUUGAGAACACAAUGGCGUUUUGUAAACGGUCAUUUGAUUUAUCAGCGAGCACAUACCUUUCUAAUGGUACCAAAAUUGUAUGCGGUUACCAAGCAUCCACAUUUAACAUUUAAAGGGUAUACGAGCUAUCAGAUAGCUAGCUUAUUUGUGGAUAGGAUUCCUUAAACGUUUAUUGUUAUUGUUUGGGAUUAAAGUGACACUCUUAUUCAAAAUCAAUACAUACACAUGUAUAACAAACAUUAUUUUUGAGUGAUACACCUUUAAGUUCUUAAAAUACUAAAUAACGCAUUUAUGGAAAAUAUUAAUAACUGAUAAAAAGAUUG
Messenger RNA from Mya arenaria, 1434 nucleotides. Its product is annotated as CD209 antigen-like protein E. The coding region runs from base 222 to 974 and encodes 250 amino acids. NCBI's taxonomy places the organism in Eukaryota, Metazoa, Mollusca, Bivalvia, Myida, Myidae. The record is from RefSeq and is a predicted model, not a curated record. The transcript has 2 exons.